AUGAGCAAGGCUUCGGGGGGCUCCAACUGGGAGCAGCUGAAGAAGACGCUCACGCCGACGAAGAAGAAGCCAGCAUCGAGCGCGCGCGAUGGUCGUGGGACGCCGGCCAAGAAGCGCAGGCCGGGCGUUGGCGGACUUGCGUCCUUCACGAAGAACUUUGAGAGGAAAGAAACAACUGCCGGACCGUCGCAGUACAAUACGGAUGAGGUGACCUUCCUCGCCGCACCGAGUGAGAAACCACUCAUGCACGAGCUUCGUCAGAUGGUCGCUGGAAACAAUGUCCUGAAUGAGUCGAAGAAGUCAAUCGGCAACUACCUUGCGAUUGAUUGUGAAAUGGUCGGUCUCGGUCAAGGAGGUGAGGAGAGCGCGCUUGCGCGAGUCUCCAUCGUGAACUAUCACGGUCACGUCGUGCUCGACACUUUCGUGCAGCCGCGCGAGCGCGUCACCGACUUCCGUACAUGGGUCUCGGGUGUGCGCGAGUCAGACGUCAUGAACGCCCCGCCAUUCGACGAUGUGCAGAAGCAGGUUGCGGGUAUGAUCAAGGACAAGAUUCUAAUCGGUCACGCCGUCGAGAACGACUUGAAGGCACUCCUUCUCUCUCAUCCGAAUCCGCUCCUCCGUGACACACAGAAGUGCAAGCAACUCCGCGAACAUGCCAAAACGAAACGGCCCGGUCUGAAGAAGCUGACGGAGCUCGAGCUUGGUUUGCGUAUCCAGGGAAGGUCCCAUUCCUCGGUUACUGAUGCACGAGCUACAAUGGCGCUGUACCGCCUGUACAAGCCCGAGUGGGAGGCGUCGCUGCGCCACGUCAUGGAGACGUAUCGUCAGAAGACGGGUAUGGAGCCGCUGUCGACCAAGAAGAAGCGCAAGCGCGGUGACGCGGAGGACGGCGAUGAGGAGGAAAAGGAGCGGGGCAAGCAGAAGCAGUUCCCGGGCGGAGGACGAAAGGGCAUCUCGUCCGGUCUCAGCGUCGUCGUGAAGCGUUUCGGAAAGAAGGUCGAGGACCAGCCGAAGCGACGUGGGCCCGCGCCUGCGCCGGCUGCGUCGUCGUCGGGAGGGAACUGGUGGGAGGAGGCUGCUGGCUAA
Molecule: messenger RNA, 1086 nt
Organism: Trichosporon asahii var. asahii CBS 2479
Lineage: Eukaryota; Fungi; Basidiomycota; Tremellomycetes; Trichosporonales; Trichosporonaceae
Exons: 7
Coding region: 1-1086 (361 amino acids)
Biological process (GO): rRNA processing; ribosomal large subunit assembly
Cellular component (GO): nucleus
Molecular function (GO): nucleic acid binding; 3'-5' exonuclease activity
Source: RefSeq, a predicted model, not a curated record